Molecule: messenger RNA, 315 nt
Organism: Knipowitschia caucasica
Lineage: Eukaryota; Metazoa; Chordata; Actinopteri; Gobiiformes; Gobiidae
Source: the annotation of a GenBank genome assembly
AUGUUUGGCCGUAGCGGAGAGUAUAAGAGGCGCCGAUCAGGGCUUCAGAGCUUUAUCCGUCCAACUUCUGCAGCAACAGACGUAACAGGAACAAUGGCAGACGUCGCAGCUCCCGCUGACAAGAAGGCACCCCCAAAGUUCAAGCAGAGGGCCAUGCGCACGUUCAAGAGCAAGGCCCCCAAGCCCGGACAGAAGGGGUUUGGAGACGACAUCCCCGGCAUGGAGGGCCUGGGCACAGACAUCACAGUGGUCUGCCCAUGGGAGGCAUUUGGAGACAUGGAGCUCAGUGACCUGGCCAAAUAUGGAAUCGUAUAG